AUGCUCGCCAAAGCAACCUACAACCCGUUGGGUGUAUCUGCGACCCAGACGCCAACAACCUCCUACUACACUGGGUCAUCGCAGAAGACUGCCGCGGUCGGAGACACACAGAAGGGGAUGAUGUUCGUCAGCCCUACCGAGUCGAGUUUCUCCGACGUGUACGACGGGCUUGAUGCUGUUCGGUCUUGGGAUGAAAAACAGGUGAUUGCCUGGCUUCACAGCAUAAAUUGUGGCCAAUACGAGGCAUUGUUCAAAGCGAACAACUUCAACGGUAACAAUCUGAUUGAAUGUGAUCAGAAGAUCCUCCAGGAGAUGGGCAUCAAGAAGAUCGGCGAUCGAGUGCGGAUUUUCGUUGCUAUCAAGCAGCUCAGGAACAAAUCAGUCCUCAACCGCAAGUCAAGGAAUCUGAAUUCAUUGGCUACGCUUGAGUCCGUCUCUUAUACGAAUGCCUCGUCGGAACCCUCACGUCCUUCCAAUCACCGGCAGACUUCAAACACUCGCCGCUCUUCCCGAGCGGCCGAGACGAGCUCUCUGGGUUACUCUGCCAACAGGCCCUCGUCACGGCCAGAGUCGCCACUGCGUCCUCAACAGUAUGUCGCCAAUAGCCCCAUGGAAAUGGGACGGAUGGAACAAGGACAAAGCUACUUCAGUCACCCAUCAUCUAGUAGCUCGAUGACCAGCCAGAAGCCAGGAACUCCCAGCGAGAGAUCCGGGUCCCACCUGAGGCAAAACCCUAGUUUGGAUGGCUUGACAAUGGGGCAGUUGCCGACAAAUUCUUUCGUCAUUAGAGUGAUUUACACAGGAGGACAGACUAAGAUGCUGGACAUCAAGCACUGCAAGACUGCCGAUGGGAUCGUUCUUUGCGUACUGAAGAAACUGCAGCUCCCAGAACACCAGUUCCGCAACUAUUGUUUCUAUGUUCUGGAUGGCCUGGAGCCAGAUGCUGCCCAUUGCAGAAGACUCACGGACCAGGAGCUCCUGGAUGUAUGCGCAAGCCCACACAGGUCGGAGCGGGGCCGCCUUAUCCUUCGCAAAAUCCAUGCUGGGGAACCGGAUCCAGAUGAGCUUCGCCGCGCUUCUCAACUGGCGGUAGACGAAAGCCAGCUAGCCCACAUGAAUGCUCUGAGCAGCUCGAAUGUGCGCAAUCAGCUGAAGAUCCAACAGUUGACUGGAGAGCCCUGGCACAAUAUCAGGCAACCCAUGUCGCCCGUCUCUUCCCGACACAACCAGACCCCGAGUGAGCAUGAUAUACGACCACCCAUGAAUGUGGAACGCCAGGUGGGCAAGUUACGGUCCUUCUUUGGUGCUCGUCCACCUAGCGAAAUGAUUAUCCACGAGAUUACGUCUUAUUUCCCUAGUCACCAGCGGGAGGAAAUCGAAAAGACCAUGCGCAUGUCGGUCCGCAGAUCUCAGCGCUUGAGCCGGGCUGCCAGCCGCUUGAGUGUCGUUAGUAACACAAGCUACGCAUCUAGCUUGCGAGACGCGCCCCCGAUUCCUAGCAUCGCAGAUACCUGGCUCAAUACCGGAGGCGCCCCUUCUCGCGCCUCAAGGCCACUCUCAGUGUCCAAAUUCAAUCUUCCUACCGCAACGUACAGGGAUUCGAUCGCUUCCAGCUCCCUUCAGCCCCUUCAGGAAGAGUCGCCCAUUGAGCCAAAUCGCAAGUCGUAUGUCUCUUUCGAUAGUGGCUCAGAUGACCCCACCACUUCGCGUCAGAGCCUUGUGGACGAGAAUGCAAGUGUUGCUGCAACUGACGGAGGCUCAUUCAAUGAACGCUUGAGUAUCCUCGUAGCAGAGGAUGGGGAAGAGGAAGACGAUGGUCUUAACGACUUCUUAGCUGGCAACAACUUUGCCCCCAAGAACUGGAUGAAAGGAUCUCUCAUCGGAGAAGGUUCUUUCGGAAGUGUCUUCCUCGCUCUUCAUGCUAUCACCGGAGAGCUCAUGGCUGUGAAGCAAGUUGAGAUCCCGUCCGCAACCAAGGGUACGGAGUUCGACAAACGGAAGAACAGCAUGGUUACCGCCCUCAAGCAUGAGAUUGAACUUCUACAGGGCUUUCAUCAUCCGAACAUCGUCCAAUAUCUGGGCACAGCUGCUGAUGACCAGUACUUGAACAUUUUCCUGGAGUACGUGCCAGGAGGGUCCAUUGCCACGAUGCUCAAGCAGUAUAACACGUUCCAAGAGCCUCUGAUCAAGAACUUCGUCAGGCAGAUCCUUGCCGGCCUCUCUUAUCUCCAUAGCCGUGACAUCAUUCAUCGCGAUAUCAAGGGUGCCAACAUCCUCGUUGACAACAAGGGUGGCAUCAAGAUCUCCGAUUUUGGUAUCUCCAAACGAGUGGAGGCCUCCACUCUCCUUGGAGCCCGAGCCAGUGGCGGAGGUGGCCAUGCCCACCGAGUCUCGAUGCAGGGUAGUGUGUACUGGAUGGCACCAGAGGUGGUCCAACAGACAAUCCACACUAAGAAGGCUGACAUUUGGAGCUUGGGCUGUCUCGUUGUCGAGAUGUUCACAGGGGCCCAUCCCUUCCCUGCCUGCAGUCAGUUGCAAGCCAUCUAUGCCAUCGGCAAAGAGAAAGCCAGACCUCCCGCUCCAGAGCACGCAAGCAAAGAAGCCGUCGCAUUCCUGGACAUGACUUUCCAAGUCGACUACGAGAAGAGACCGGCUGCUGACGAACUUCUCAAGUGCCAAUUCUUGGCCAACCCUCUUGCAUAA
Molecule: messenger RNA, 2703 nt
Organism: Aspergillus ibericus CBS 121593
Lineage: Eukaryota; Fungi; Ascomycota; Eurotiomycetes; Eurotiales; Aspergillaceae
Product: STE11 family mitogen-activated protein kinase kinase kinase
Exons: 4
Coding region: 1-2703 (900 amino acids)
Biological process (GO): protein phosphorylation
Molecular function (GO): protein kinase activity; ATP binding; protein binding
Source: RefSeq, a predicted model, not a curated record